CCAUGAUGAAAAUUUGGGAGUAAACAUCAAAAAAAAUGUUACGGAAAUUGACUGUAAACGCUUCCAAUCGAGGGCCUAUCGACUAAUUAAUCUGUUCUCAAUUUUUUCCUGUGUGUAGAGCACCAUCUUGACACAUAAUGGAGUUCAAAAGUGCCGUGUAUAACGCAGCCAGAGAGGGAAAAGUAUGUCGUCUAAAAAUGUUCCUCGAUCACAAAAAUGAGGAGGAAGUGAAGAUGUUAUGUCAUGCUAAAACCAACGGUGGUACUCCUCUCAUUAUGGGAUGUCGACAUGGUCAUAUAGACGUUGUUGAAUACCUCAUUGACUCUUGUAAUGUGGAUAUUGAACAGACAGGUUCAGUGACAUUUGAUGGAGAAACGAUAGAAGGAGCUCCGCCCCUUUGGAGCGCAGCUGCUGCGGGCCAUAAGCAUAUUGUUGAGUUUUUGAUAUCAAAAGGAGCUGGUGUGAACAAUACAACAUUUACCAACUCAACACCCCUAAGAGCAGCAUGCUUCGAUGGCCAUAUAGAAAUCGUCAAGUAUCUCUGUGAGCAUAAUGCUGACAUAGAGGUUGCGAAUAGGCACGGUCAUACAUGUCUCAUGAUAUCUUGCUAUAAAGGACACAUUGAUAUCGUCAAGUAUUUGUUGGAGCGCAAAGCUGAUGCCAAUAGGAAAAGUGUGAAAGGUAAUACAGCUCUGCAUGAUUGUGCUGAGUCUGGGAGUUUAGAUAUAAUGAAACUACUGCUUGAGCGCUCAACAAAGAUGGAGAAAGAUUCUUAUGGGAUGACUCCACUCCUUGCGGCUGCUGUGACUGGCCAUACUAACAUUGUUGAGUACCUGACUGACUCUGUCCAUUGUGAUAAAGCUGAGCGCAUAGAUGCCCUUGAACUCCUUGGGGCUACCUACGUUGAUAAAAAGCGCGAUAUGCUAGGAGGAUUGCACUACUGGCGUCAAGCUAUGGAAGAACGCUUUAGUGACCCCAUACAUUUAAUGCCAAAACCCGAAACAUUAUCAAAGAUUGCUGCGUAUGAAAAUGCAACUGAAGUGACAAAUAGGCUGCAGCUUGAUGAGCUCAUAUCAGACCCUGAUGACAUGCGAAUGCAAGCUCUGUUGGUGAGAGAGCGUAUACUAGGGCCGGCUCACCCUGACACGUCCUAUUAUAUACGCUACCGUGGGGCUGUUUAUGCUGAUCUUGGCAACUUUGACAGGUGUAUAACACUUUGGAUGUAUGCUCUGGACAUGCAGCAAAAGCUUUUGGAACCUUUGAAUCCAAUGACACAAAGCAGCUUUCUCUCUUUUGCUGAGUUAUUCUCAUUCAUGAUGUCAGAUAAUCGGUCACGUCCAGCGCAGAAUGUUCCAUUCAAUGACAUCAUGGCUGUGUAUGAGGAGUGCAUCAAUGAGAUUGAUAGAGGCAGUAAACAUAUUCAGUCUGUCAAUAUCACAGAACGUGACCAUACAAACUAUAACCGGCUAAUUCUAGUCGUUUUACACUUAAUGUGCCUCAUCUGUAAAACAAAACGGAGUAUGCGAUCGGAGCAAGAUUUUUCAUUCAAGAAACUUGCGUACAAACUUGUGAAAAUGAAUCCAUUGGGCACAAAGGGAUAUUCACUCCUUCAUAUGGCAUGUGCUAAAGAAACUACAUCUGUUGGACGCUAUCCAGUUUGUGCCUUCCCCUCCAUUGAAGUAGUCAACAUUCUUCUUGAAGUUGGAGCCAAUAUACAUGCUACAGAUAUAGAUAAUAACACUCCGCUUCAUAUAGCCGCCAUGAAUAAGCCAAGCAAGGUGGAAGUUGUCAAGUUAUUGCUCAAUAAUGGCGCUCAUGUAGACACAUGCAAUAAUGAACGGCAAAAUCCUAUGCAGAUUUUACGCAGUGCCUCCCAGGCCCCCCUACCUAUAAGCAUUGUAAACUACAUCAGCCUUCAAUGCUUGGCUGCCCAAACUAUCAUGCAAUCUAAGAUAAACUAUGUGGGAAGUGUACCUAAAAAGAUGGAAGAUUUCUUGAAAAUGCACUAGCAUCACACUCGUGCAGCAUGUCUGGUGUAGGGUUGGUUAAAUCCCAUGUUCAGACAAAACCACAAAGCUCACCAUUCAUCUAUUAUUUUACUCGACAAUUGGCUAAGAGCACAUAUAGCAUAUCUUAUCUGAGUCUGCUUUUAGAAAAUGGCUCAUGAAUAUAAGUUUGUAAUCACACGCCAUCUUUUAACUAACAUCUUGGCUUUUCUCAGGUUGAGGUUUGAAUUUGCUAGGAUUUUUCAGAUUUUAAUAAGUUUUAAGUAACUAGGAUUUUGCAAAUUAUUAUAGCCUCAAAUGAAGGCUAUGAUUUCCAUACAAACAAUUGGUACAAUUUGUGCAAAAACAGAACUCUUCCAGAUAACAUGUCAUAAUUUGUCAUUGUCAAAUCUAAGUCAAGCAUAGCAAGUGGGAUGUGAAACUAACUAGUGAGAUAAAAGACCAGCUAGUGAGAUGUUACCACCAUUGAACAACAGAUGUUACCAUUGUUACCAUUGUUGAACACAGGAUAUAACCAUUGAACUUCAGAGGUUGCCAUUAAACACCAGGUGUUGCCAUUGAACACAGGGA
This is a messenger RNA of Owenia fusiformis, 2576 nucleotides long. The record is from the annotation of a GenBank genome assembly. NCBI's taxonomy places the organism in Eukaryota, Metazoa, Annelida, Polychaeta, Sabellida, Oweniidae.